Schizosaccharomyces octosporus yFS286 is the source of this 3713-nucleotide messenger RNA. RefSeq names its product prevacuole/endosomal FYVE tethering component Pep7. Bases 1601 to 3196 code for a protein of 531 amino acids. NCBI's taxonomy places the organism in Eukaryota, Fungi, Ascomycota, Schizosaccharomycetes, Schizosaccharomycetales, Schizosaccharomycetaceae. The transcript has a single exon. Gene Ontology annotation, molecular function: metal ion binding. The record is from RefSeq and is a predicted model, not a curated record.
AAUGAAAUGACUACAGCGAGAACCAUUCCAAUCUGUAACCAAAAGGAAAGCUUUUUAGACUUUGUAAAGUCUUUCACAUUUUGAUGUGUAUUGUCCAGGCUUUUGGCGUUUUUGUCUAGUAAAGAGCCUGCCCGUUCUACCACUUGGUUGUCAUUUACUAAAGCAUUCGUAAAAGAUAUAGCAUUUUCCUUCAAGAUAGAAGCCAUGUGAAGUAGAGAGUCAGAAAUAUCUGCUUGGACGGACCGCUGAUGAUUCAGUAAUUGUGAAUUACCAAAUUGUAAAUGCUGUUCUUGCUGUCGUUCAUUGAUUUCCCGUUUGCGAAUUUCCUCCAUCGUCGAAGCUGCUGCUUCUUCUUGUUCCUUUUUUAUGUUAAUUUCUUCUUGCUCUAUUUUAGCUUCAAGAGCUACCCUCAGAUCGUUGAUCUUUCCUUGUAGAGUCAUGAUUCGCUUGGACAAUCCUUCUGGUUCUCCUACCCUUUCCAAUUGGCAUUUUCCUUCUUCCCAAAGCUUUUUUCGAGCAUAAUCCAAAUUUUUCUCAACCUUGUAAAGUUCUAGUGGAUCCACAAAUGAAGACUGUUCUUGCCGGAAUCGACGUUCCAAUGUGUACACCAAAUCUUCACUCAUAAUUGUCCAAAUUUAUUUGCUUAUAUUUAAGAAUUAGCUUUAUUGCUUUUUUUCGUACUUAGAUCUUGGAUGCCACAGGGUUUCCUAGUGUUUCUGCUUUUGCGAACUACUAUGGUAGAAAUCAAGUUAUGAGUAACUUACAACCAUGCAUGUCAAAGACUAAAAACAGUUCUUGCUUUAUUAUUUGUUUGCAAUAAAAAUAUUUUAUUAUAAAUUGCAUAUACAGACAUAUUAAGAUGCUGUCUUUGAGGACGAUUAGAUUGAAGCUGUAAGGAUAUUCUUAAUGUUCUUCCAAUUUUAGACGCCUAACAUCUUUAUGGAACGGCUUUUAAUAUUUGGGUCUCUCUCUAUACGUAAAUUUAUGGAGAUGCUUACACAAUUUCAAAUUCGGUUUGUUUAUUUACUAGUGCAAUGGAGCGAGUCAAUUAAUAGAAAACUGUUUGAAACGAUUAAAGAAUGAGUGUAUAGUCAAUUUGUUUAUUAAAUUUCCUGUUAUAUAUUAACCUUGAACUUGUUGAAGGAUUUUGUGCUAUCUACCUUUUCUUAUAGUGGAACGAGCCAUAUUUCAAAGGAGACCUAAACUCAGUUUCAGUUUGUAUGCUUUAAUCUAUUCUAAUUUCUUUGCAUAAAUGUUUUAUUAUUGCGAAAUUGAUUAUAUUAUGGCUAAGAAAGGGUAAAGCAAUGAUUAAAGCUUCGUCACCACUCAUGUUUCACACACAUUCAAAAUAUCUCUACUUUACCUUUGUAGUUUUAUCUUCAAAUCAUUAAAAUCCAUGAAAGACAUUGGUUUAAUAUUAUAAUUCAUUUAUGAGCUGUCUACUAGGUUGUUAAUAACGUAUAACAAAAGGGAAGACUGAAUAAAGUACUCUCUUGUAUGUGUUCAUUGAACGGAUAGAAAUAAGGGGAAUUUAAGAGGUUAUAAAUCUACUAUUUUUUUUUAUCGGUAAAUACUGAAAGAAUUGUCAGAAAAACUUAGAAUGCAAAAUGGCAAACGACGAAUUGGCUCUCGAGUUCCAUCGAACAACUCAAGGAAUACGAAUCGAAGCGAAAGUUUCAGUGAAUCGAUUUGCCUUCAAAAAUCCGUUGAAUGUCCGAUUUGUGGAUUGGAGUUACCAAAUUUACAAUCCUUAAAUGAUCACAUAGACAUCACUCACAUUACGCCGGAAGAAGAAACACAGCCAAAGAAUCAAGAUUUUGUGAAUUCUUGGUUUUUAAAGACGAUUAAUGGAGCCACUACUCUACACAUAAAAGCAGCCCAGCGGUUAUUGAAGUUAGAACCAUAUGAACAAAAUGGGGAUCAGACUGGUGCUAUUGGAAUUGAAGCUACAAAGCUUACAGACCCAGUUAUUACUAGAGAGCAUUGGCAGCCAGAAGUUGCCGAUAUGAAAUGCCAUGAUCCUACUUGUGACAAAGUACUAAACUUUGUUAAUGGACGUAUUCAUUGUCGCAAAUGUGGUUAUGUUUUUUGCAAUUACCAUACUCUUUAUCAAGCCAAGCUUUCGGUUUCUGCAAGUUAUGAUCCAGAUUUUGGGUUCUGGUCCCGCGUAUGCAAACAAUGUUACGAAAAUCGACCAGGCUACAACGACGUGCAUGGUCAAACUCGUUCUCGAUUUCCAACCUUUGAAAGCUUUCGGAAGCCGAUUGCUGAUAAGAAAAGGAUUGAAUUUCUUCGCUUACAGAAACGCAUGCAGAGACUUCAAUCUCUAUGGUCAUCUGAAGAGGUAUCCGUUUUUGAUGCUUUAGUGAAGAACAAAGCAAAGAAAAUGGAACAGGAAAUUGUAAAUUGGCAAGAUGAUUCAGAGGUAGAAACGUGUCCUGAAUGUAAUAAUGGGUUUACAUUAACUCGCCGUCGGCGGCAUUGUCGAUUAUGCGGAAGAGUCGUCUGUCGAUUUUGUGUACUCGAAAUUUUACAUUUGAAUCAACUUCAAAAUCUUUUAAUUUGCAACUCCUGCAAUCAAAAUUAUUUCAAAACCAUUUCAUUUCAGAAAGACAAGGAGCAUAUACCGGGAUAUGUACUACAUAUCAAUCAUUUACAAGUGUUUCGCCAUGCACUUCAGAACUAUAUAAAAUUGUUCAAGGAUAAUUUGGCAGUGUUGCUGAGCGGAACAGUAGUAACGUACGACUUGCUACAGAAAACGAAGGAAGUCCGUCAAAGAUUUUCAGACUUGUAUAUGAGAUAUGAAUCCACUAUCAAAAAAAUAUCCUCUUAUCCUGUAAAUACCGAAGAAGAAGAGCGCCUGAAACAUUGUGUAUGCGCUGAAGGGAAGAGCUUCCUUCAAGAGACGGCUCUUCAUUUACAAGCAAUCCCUAAACUCCAGGUUGGACAAAGCUGGUCUUCACAAAUGGAACAAGAUGCAUUGUCCCGGAAGAAAGAAGCAGAAGAACAGCAAAAUGAGUAUAUACAGAUGAAAAUAGUGAUAGAGGAACAAGUGUUUCUUGUCGAGAACAUGAUACGAAAGGCCAAACUUAAACGAAAUUUUUCAGAAGUAGAAAUUCUGAUGCAGAGUUUAAAGCCUUUGCAAGAUGAAAUUCAGAAACUUGAAGAAAGCAUUGAGAAGCUAAAUAUGGCUUAACGUUUAUUCUCUCCCCAUUUAGGUUUCACUUUGCCAGUGCCAUUGUUUGUUGGUAACAAGCACAAUUAAGUGUAACAACUUAUUCAUCCAGAUGUACCGACCUUCUCUUGUUAAUGAUUGUCCCAUGCAUUAUACUUAAAUGCCCAAACAUAUCGAAAGUACUUUGAACGAAUUUAAUCUAAUUAACAAUAAUUCAUUCCUUUAAUUCUCAUCAUCAAUUGAAUUUUAGAAACUUUAGCUCGUCAUUCGGAAUCGAAUAUCCAUUAUUGUUAUAUGCCUUUCAUACUAUAGACUAUAAACAUUUUUGUAUGAUGUUUUUACAAGUUUACAUAUAACUCUGCGUAUGUUUUUAUUUUUUUAUUUUUUACUCUCCCACAUGAAAUGUAAGAUUUGAUUUCUUUAUGUUUACUUAAUAAAAUCAAAAUCUUUUGAAUUCGCAUGUCAUCGAACAUAACCUACUUACACUGGAAGAACGAACUUCGUUACCCACAUUUACAGUUACGAAACGUAUCCACAG